This is a messenger RNA of Closterium sp. NIES-65, 1467 nucleotides long. The record is from the annotation of a GenBank genome assembly. Lineage: Eukaryota; Viridiplantae; Streptophyta; Zygnematophyceae; Desmidiales; Closteriaceae.
AUGGGCGGCGUGGGGCCGGGACAGUGGCGCGCGGCCGGGACGGGUGGCGCACGGGCGGCUGGGAGCGGGGCCGGGACAGGCGACGCACGGGCGGCUUGGGGCCGGGACGGCGGCGAGGGGCCAGGACGGGCAGCGCACGGGCGACGAGGGGCCAGGACGGCUGUGCGCGGUCGGGACGGGCGGCGCACGGGCGGCGUGGGGCCGGGACGGGCGGCGCACUGGCGUCGACGGGCCGGGGCAGCGGCGCGCGGCCGAGAUGGGCGGCGCACAGGCGGCGUGGGGCCGGGACGGGCGGCGCACAGGCGUCUGGGGGCCGGGACGGGCGGCGCGCAGGCGUCUAAGGGCGGCGCGACGGCGGCUGUUCUCGCUUUUGACGCUGAGGGUCUGGCCAUUGACUUUGAGGUCUGGGUAGAUGACCUGCAGCUGUUCUUACAGUGCGAUAGGGGAGACGGCCUCUCUCUCUUUGACCUCACCUCUGGCGCCUCCCCUGCCCCUGCUGCAGAUGCUGACGUCACUAUACGCUCCCAGUGGGCCACGCGCGACGCUGCUGCACGACUUGCUGUGCGUCGCCACCUCCCUACCUCCGAGCGUGCGCACUUUAGUCAGUACAAGAGUGCUCAGACCUUGUACGACGCUGUAGUUGCACGCUACUCCUCCCCUGCCACUGCUGCACUGAGCCGUCUCAUGCUGCUGUACCUCUUUCCUGACCUUGCUGCCUUUCCCACAGUCGCUGACCUCAUUACACACCUCCGCACUAGUGACACUCGCUACCGCGCUGCACUUCCUGCUGACUUCUCUGCCAAGAACCCCCCCCCCCCUAUGUACAUCACCCUCUACUUCAUAGUCACUCGCCUCCCUGACUCCCUUAGAGUAGUCAGGGACCACUUCCUCGCAGUGUGCCCCACCACUCUCACCAUUGACCUCCUCGAGAAGGCCCUCCUAGCGGCGGAGAAGAGCAUAGUCGUUGUAGGCGCCUCUCGUGGUGACCCCCGCACCCCUGUCUUUGAGGGGUGUUCUCCCUCCCCCCUCUUGCCCUCUGUUACUUCUGCUGCUGCGGCCGACCUCGUUGGUUUUGAGUCGGUCGGUGCUGCGUCUGCCCCUUCGGGGAAGCGCCGCCUAGGCAAGGGCAAGGGGGGCAAGGGCGCUGGAGGAGCUGGCGGGGGCGGUGGAGGUGGUGGUGGAGGCGACAGAGGGAGUGGGAGUGGUGGUGGGAGUGGUGGAGGAGGUGGGGGUACCGUUGGCAGCAGUGGGGGCGGAGGCGGCGGCGGUGGCGGAGGGAGCGGAGGAGGCGGUGGUAGUGGAGGUGGCGGUGGUGGCGGAGGCGGCGGUGGUGGCGGAUGUGGCGGAGGCGGCGGAGGCGGCGGAGGUGGCGGUGGAGCUGGUCGCGGCCGACCUGCAGCAGUGGGUGAGCUGGUCGACGAGGAGGACGACCUGCACGGGGGACCACUGCACGGGCGCCGCCUUUAG